AUGUCGGGAUAUCAGAACAAGAAGAGGAAGCAGGACUUCCAGCAGCCUCAACAGCAACAUCAGAGUGCCGACGAUGAGGUCGAUACUUCGAGACCGUCAGCUGUGUUUACACCUACAGGUGGUCGCCAACACACACUGACUAUUGCGCUCCCUGGAAGCGUGAUUGCAAAGCACUGCAAUAAGACUACCGCUCUAAUCUGUUUUGCUUCAUUUGGCGCCUCAACCUCCAACACGAUUUCUUGCCCUAAAACUCUUAUCGCANGUGCUCAAUCACAUGAUCUCAAAACAAUGAUGGCCGCCCAGGUGGCGCGAGCCUGUGCCGUAUUCCAGGUCGACGAGAUUGUCGUCUUCAAUGACGGCCAAUCGCAAGCCGGAGCUCGGCCUCGGAAAGGAUUCGAAGGAGACGGCUACACGGGAUACUCGGACCCUGACGACUUCCUCUACCAUGUCCUAAGCUACCUGGAAACACCCCCACAUCUCAGGAAGACGCUGUUCCCUAUGCACCCCAACCUUAGAACCGCUGGAGCAAUGCCGAGCUUGGAUAUGCCGCAUCACCUCCGCGCCAAUGAAUGGUGUCAGUACCGCGAGGGUGUGACUAUGGGGGCGGAUGCAGCACUCGCAGAGCCGCACAGCAAGCGCAGUAAAGGGCACGCCGUCUCAACUCUAGUUGAUUGCGGUCUGCCUGUGAAGACGCGUAUUCCAGUCGAAGUACCUCCCGGAUCUCGCGUCACAGUCAAGUUUGCGUCUGCCGGUGAGCCUCAGAUGGAUGGAUAUACUCCGCUGGACGCCGAGGCCGUCUCCCCUGAUACACCGAGAGAGGAGACCGGCUACUAUUGGGGCUACUCGACAAGGAUGGCAUCCUCCCUGUCGGCAGUAUUUACGGAGUGUCCCUAUGAUGGUGGCUACGAUAUCAGCUUCGGUACAUCUGAGCGUGGUAUCACACUGGCGUCUCUUCUCAACGCUUCGGGCAACAGCUCCGAAGUGCCACCAGUCCCGACCCAAUGGAGGCAUAUGGUUAUUGUUUUCGGCGGCGUGGCAGGUCUAGAAGUCGCGUUGAAAGCGGACAAGAAUCUAACGUCCAAGGGCGUGACAGAGGCCAAAGACGUGUUCGAUUAUUGGGUCAAUCUCGUUCCUCAGCAAGGAAGCAGGACAAUCCGUACAGAAGAAGCGGUUUGGCUGGGGUUGAUGGGACUGCGUACAGUGGUGCAGGACCGACAGGAAGCGGUGUGA
Messenger RNA from Aureobasidium uvarum, 1230 nucleotides. NCBI's taxonomy places the organism in Eukaryota, Fungi, Ascomycota, Dothideomycetes, Dothideales, Saccotheciaceae. The record is from the annotation of a GenBank genome assembly.